This is a messenger RNA of Gadus chalcogrammus (walleye pollock), 1088 nucleotides long. Its product is annotated as zinc finger and SCAN domain-containing protein 25-like. The record is from RefSeq and is a predicted model, not a curated record. The transcript is spliced from 2 exons. NCBI's taxonomy places the organism in Eukaryota, Metazoa, Chordata, Actinopteri, Gadiformes, Gadidae. Bases 39 to 725 code for a protein of 228 amino acids.
GGGAAACCCGACUGUGGCGACAUAUAUAUGUCCCCAAGAUGGGGGAGGCCGACGACCCAGAGGCCUUCCUGGAGACCUUCCGGGGGAUGGCCGAGGUCUCCGAGUGGCCGCCGCAGGAGUGGGCCCACCGUCUCCUGCCUCUGCUGACGGGAGAGGCCCAGCUCGCGGCCCACAGCCUACCAGCGGCGGCCCAGAAGGACUUUGACACCGUCGCCAGGGCUAUCCGGGACCGGUUGGGCCUAAACCCGGAGGAACAUCGCCGCCGGUUCCGGGCCCUGGCCUUCAACGACGGCGACCGGCCCUUCACCUACGCCCAGCAGCUGCGGGACCAGGCAAGGAGGUGGCUGGGCCCGGGAAAACACACACCGGAGGAGAUAGUGGAGCAGGUGGCCCUGGAGAGGUUCGUCGAGGGGCUUCCGACCAGAACAUCAACGUGGGUCCGGUACCACCAGCCCGGGAGCCUCUCGGCGGCCGUCAACAUCGCUGAGGGCCACCUGGCUCCCCCGCUGUCGGACCGCCGAUCCCGAGCCCGCGGACCGGUGCGGCAGCCCUGCAGCAGGACAGGCCCACCCAGGGGCCGAUGGCGAGAUGGGGGGGAUGUCCCAGUCAGGAGCAGGCACAUAGUGCACCUUCCCACCCCGUCCCGCAGACGGGCACUCAGACGGCAGGGGAGGCGUGUUGGCGGUGCGGACGGCCGGGCCAAAUUCGGCGGGACUGUCCGUUGAUGGAGGUGGGCCAGGUCGUCCGCGUCACCGGUGCCCCGGUUCUUCCCCACGGUCCCGGCGAGGCGUACCGUAUCCCGGUGAGGGUACAGCGGGUCAGGGGUGGAGAGAGAGAGAGGGAAGACGCUCUCUGUGAGCCAGGGAGAGCGUCAUAAGUGCUGGAGACGGACCCAGCCACACACGGAACGUUGUCCUUUUAUUGCAUGUGGAUUUUUUGUUAACCCGAAGGGGAAAUAAAUGGGAGUUCGCUCCUUUUCCUUCAAAGAACUGUGUCCUGACUCCGCUGAACCCGUUACAGUACCCUUAUGUAAGCUAUUUAGCCAUUCAACGAUGCAUUACGUGUAUUUUAAGUGUAUUGUUGAAAAU